AUGUCUGAGAACAACAACGACAACAACGCCACCAUUCACACGGCCGUCGAGCCUGUCAUGGCCAAGACAGACGGCACCGGUGACUACGGGACAACCGCCCAUGCCACCACCACCAGAAUCAGUGUCGAGGGCCACACAACUGACUCCGAGUCCGCCGCCGUGGCCGCUGGCCUCAAGCACCUCGAAAACCAGGAGGUCAAGUGGUACUCCUACCUCUUGACCGUCGACUUCUGGGCCAUCAUCGCUCUGGGUCAAAUCCUGGCGCUGUGCAUCACCGGCUCCAACACCUUCACCUCGUUCCUGAGCUCCGUCAACACCAUCAUCCCCGCCUUCCAGACCCUCUUCAACUACGCCCUGCUGACGAUUGUCUACCUCCCAUACACCAUCUACAAGCAUGGCUGGGCCAAAUACCGCUCCAUCCUGUGGCGCGACGGCUGGAAGUACUUCAUCCUGUCGUUCUUUGACGUCCAGGGAAAUUACUUCACUGUUUUGGCAUACGAGUACACCAAUAUCCUGUCUGCCCAGCUCCUCAACUUCUGGGCCAUCGUCUGCGUGGUCAUCCUGUCAUUUUUCUUCCUCAAGGUCAGAUAUAGACCCGUUCAAAUCGCCGGUAUCCUCAUCUGCUGCGGCGGCAUGGGUGUCCUCCUCGCCAGCGAUCACAUCAACGGCACCAACGGCGGCAACGGCAAGGACAUGAUCAAGGGCGAUCUUUUUGGUCUGCUGGGGGCGACGCUCUACGGCAUUACGAAUGUCUACGAGGAGUGGUUUGUUUCCAAAAGGCCAAUGUACGAGGUUCUUUCGUUCCUGGGCAUUUUCGGGGUGUGUAUCAACGGGGUGCAGGCGGCUAUUUUUGAUCGGAGCAGCUUUGCAGGCGCGACGUGGAACGGGGAUGUGGCGGGGUGGUUGGUGGGUUAUACAUUUUGCUUGUUCAUUUUCUACUCGCUCGUUCCGCUGAUCUUGCGGAUGGGGAGUGCGGCGAUUUUUGAUGUGAACCUACUGACGGCCAACUUUUGGGGUGUGAUUAUCGGGACGAGGGUGUUUGGGUAUACCAUUCACUGGAUGUACCCGAUUGCGUUUGUGUUGAUCAUCUUUGGGAUGGUGGUGUACUUUUUGGCGGGGACGAUUUUGGGGGAUUCGAAGAAACCGUGGUUGGGGGAUAACCAGAAGGAUGGCGUGGCUGGGCUGGGGACGGCCAAGUUGAAGGCGUUGAAUGAGGCGAGGAGGAAGGGGUUGGCGAGGGAGGAGGAGGUUGCUGGGGAGGCUUAG
This is a messenger RNA of Podospora pseudocomata, 1266 nucleotides long. RefSeq lists its product as uncharacterized. The transcript has a single exon. The record is from RefSeq and is a predicted model, not a curated record. Gene Ontology annotation, molecular function: transmembrane transporter activity. The coding region runs from base 1 to 1266 and encodes 421 amino acids. Gene Ontology annotation, cellular component: membrane. Gene Ontology annotation, biological process: transmembrane transport. Lineage: Eukaryota; Fungi; Ascomycota; Sordariomycetes; Sordariales; Podosporaceae.